UUUUUUUUUUUGAGUUGUUCUUCCUCUUCGUUUUACUUUCUGAUAAGGUUUCUGUUCUUGCGUAGCUCUUUGUUCUGGUCUUUUAAUUUUCGGGAUCUUCUUGUGAUGGAUAUUGAUGGGUCUUAUGUAGCUACUAUAAUCUUGAAAUUAAUUGGAGUAUCAAUCAAUUGAGUCUAUUUAGCUUUUACACGCGAAAUACUGAAAUUUUGAAAAGAGGACAUGGAAACAAAAAUGCAAGCAGCAUACUCCAAAAGGUUUUUGAAAGUGGAAGUUGCUCAAGGCUGCAAAAGGGGACGCUGCUUUGAUUUUAAGAGGUUUGUUUAGUUGGCCGAUGUGAACGGGUUGGCGCACAAUUACUGUUUCUGAAAGUUAGAAAGACGGAAAUAAUGCAAUCGAAGAAUACAAAAUGAGAUCAAAAUCAGCCAUGUUAGUCAAGAGCAAUGGAUGGCAUUAUAGAGAUAAAAUCUUUCGAGUGGUGCCUGAAAAAUGCUUGGACAAUGCAGUAUCAAUUUGUCCAAAGUUGAGAAUGUCAAACUACUGCACCGUUUGCUACAGUUUGACGAUUAACAGAUUAUAUACAAAAAGGUUUCUGGAAUGAUCGACUUUUACAAGGAUGCAUCUUCUUUUGUCUUUCUCUCCGUGGAAGCAAGCUAAAGAAUGUGUUUUGUUACAAAUACAUAUUUUAGAUUCUAUAUGACUUUGUUCCUCAAAUAAAUGCACAUUAUAUGAAGUGUUAUUAUAUUGCUAAUGUUUUAUCAGCUUGAUAUCAUUACCUCAUUUUAGUAAUAGUAAUGUUAGGCGUAUGCCCGUGCACACGGGCUAUCUAGUCUAGUAUAACUAUAUAAUAAGUGAAGGUUCAUGAGUAUGACGAAGGGCAUUUUCGCAAAUAUGAACUUCUUUAUGGCUAAUUGUAGACAUAGCUUUGUGCCCUGAAAAACAAACACGUGUCCCACUAAAACUCCUACCUCUUCUACACACUUUGGUUCCAUUUCAAUGGUAUUCUCUCUCAUUCAUCUUCUUCACUCCUAUAUUUUAUCAUUGCAGUGCAUUUCUUUCAAUAUUUAUUCAUUUUGUAGAUAUCUUACGAAGGUUGCCCAUUUCGCCUAAUUUGUGUAUGUGACAGGCAACAAAUUUCAAGUGGUCUAUGCACCUUGGUUUAUGAGGAUAUACAAAGAGAAGUGCUCUCACCGAUUCUCCAGGAUUUUCAGAAUUAUUCAGGUCCAAAAAGUCUCUUGUUGUAGCUCAAUGUUGACUUUUAACAUACCUAUUAGAUGGCCAUUGUGCUCAUGGAAUAACGGGUAUCAUUCCGGGUGCCAUGGAACCUUACAGACAAGAUGAUUAAUCAAUUACAGCUUGGGGAAUGUAUCACAUUUUAUCAAUAUGUAAAUGGUAUUUGUGUACCAGUCUAGGGGCUGAUUUUUUAUUAUGGAGGAACAUCCCUUGGUUAAGUUUGAACACUGGUUGAAGGAGGUGGCAUGUGGAGUGAUGAUUUUCAUUUUCGGAGUUUGAUUUUGUCCUUUUUGAGUGUCUCUCAAUUGGACUUGUUGAAAAAGGGUGUGUUUGGACAAUUUAUGGAUUUGGUUGAUGUCCACCUGAGUGAUAGUAUUUUCCGUUGCUUGAUCUUAUCGCAACUUUCAUCUAGUAAUGAUAGUGCGUUAAAGUUUAAGAUAUUUGAUCGCGUGUGUGUAUUUGAUUCCGAGUCUUUCCGUCUUAUUACUGGUUUGGAUUCUUGUGUUGGCGAUUUUAGUGUUGUGUCUAGCAGACCAAAUAGAUUGUUGAGACUUUAUUUUCUAAAUCAGGAUAGAAUAAGGUUGUGUGAUCUCAAGAGUUUUUUACAGAUCAAGUCAAGUAAUCGUACUGGUGGUUUUUGGGAAAGAUCUAGUGAUCCUGUUAGACUUGCUGAGGUCUAUAUAAUGGAGAGUGUUUUGUUGGGUUGUAGCAAAAAAUGUGUUGUUAAAGGUCAUCUAAUGAAGAUAAUUGAUGAUGACAGUCUUCGAGUGUCUUAUCCUUGGGGUUCUCUUAGUUUUAAUUGGUUGGUACGGUCGAUGGUUGUGUGAAGACUUUCAAGAGCAUGCCAUUUACACGUUAUAUGAUUAGUGGUUUCCUUUACGCUUUAAAUGUGUGGCUGUUGGAGGUUUUCCCUAUCUUUCGAGGGUUUUCAAGUUUUCAUGGUCUGAAGUCUCCUCGUAUGUUGUCUUGGGGUCCUUCAAAGCAAGUUGAUUAUAAAGUUAUUACUGAUAAUUUCUUCCAUGCUGAAAAAAGAUUCAAGAAAUUUAUUGUCCAUGCUGUUAUUGUUGGUACGGAACAAGAGAUGUUGGAUUAUCCAGUUGCACUUAAAUUUCCUGAUGAUUCAGGCUCUUGUUCUUCCAAUGCGGUUUUGCCAUCUCAACUUACUUCUCAGAUAGUUGAUGGUGUUUUGUCUAGUGUGAAGAAGCAACUUGAUGAUGAACGAUCUACAAUUGUCAAUCAAGUAAAGUCUUUGGAUAGCCGUUUCGAAGAAUUGGAUAAAAAAUUUGUUGGUGCGAUUAAUGUUGUGGAUAGCUUAGUUCGUGUACAUGAUGAAACAAAGUCAUGUGUAGCAGCUUCUGAAAGUGCUAAAAGAAUUUGUUUAGAAAGUAGACUUGACAGUUUGGAAAGUAAAUUUGAUUAUGUGAUGCAUUGUGUUGAAAGUUUAGUUCGACUGCAUAGCGAAAACAAAUCUUGUAAAGCUUGUGCAUCUGGUAAAAGACAACCUGAUUUGGGUUAUUCAGUGAAUGAUGAGGUGAAGUUAGAUGCACAUCUUGGAAAAGAUUUGCAGGAAUGUAUGGAGAAUAUGCUUUGUAAAGCAAGGUCUACAAAAAAUGAGACGUCUCCCAUGCUCGAUAUGCUCUGUGAUGUUGCUGUUUCUUCAUCAAGUCAACUGUCUGAUAAAACUCAAUCUCUUUCUCAGUUUGAAAAGGAAUUUGUGAAAGAAAAUGAAGACCGCGCAAAAAAAGAAGCACUUAAAGAAAUUGCUGCAAUUAAUAAUGCUUUUCAAUGCGGAGAUUAUGUGUUUUCUUCAAAUGAAGCAUCACAAAAUGUAAAUGAAGUAGCAGCUGCUGUUGAAGAUAGUAGAAAACGUCCGAGAUGCGAAGAUGGAAACAAAGAAGAUGAUGGUUAUCCUAAUUGGUAUUUGCUUACACCAAGCAGGACUCCAGUUGAGAAACGGUUGAGUUCUGCUGUUGAAGAUAUAUACUGUACUGCAGAAGAGUUAGGAAAGUGAAUUGAUUUUUUUGUUGUUAUUUACGGCAAGUGUUAUGUUAUUGUGUUUCCCCCUUUUUCGAAUGAUGUAUAUGUAAAUUGGUCUUUCAUUUCUGUACAUAUAAUGAAGUUUCACUUUUUCAAA
Messenger RNA from Lycium barbarum (goji berry), 3364 nucleotides. RefSeq lists its product as uncharacterized. NCBI's taxonomy places the organism in Eukaryota, Viridiplantae, Streptophyta, Magnoliopsida, Solanales, Solanaceae. The transcript has 13 exons. The record is from RefSeq and is a predicted model, not a curated record. Bases 2072 to 3241 code for a protein of 389 amino acids.